UCCCAUCACUACCAAUCCCAACAGGCAAGAAGAAGCAUCACCGGCUGUGCGAUUUUAUAGAUUAAAACAUAGCGAAUCGAUUUCAGUAUUAAAAGCAAAAAUAGGAAACCAUGCUUAAGUUGAAACUUGAGGCCCUGGGUCAUCCCACGCCCAGUGAUGUGGCGCUGAGCAACCGCAAGGAAUUCGCCAGCACAGUCCUUUGGGUGGAGGACCAGAAAAUCCGACUUUAUACCAUUGAGGAUCGCGAAAAGCUGCGUAACAUAGACAAUCCAACCAUGUGGGAGGAGGGCUACAUGAAGUACUGUGCGGAUCUCAACAUGCCGCCUUUGGAAAGCCAACAGGAGCAGCUGGCCUGGAUUCUCAGUCACGCCGUGCGCCUCGAGUUCCUGGACGAUCCGGCCCAGUUUUCUGCGAUCAACAGCAAGCAGGGUCCACCCCAAAGCAAUGGCAAGCAGGCCCACCAGAAGGUCCAGUCUAUUUUCGAGGGAAAGAUCAAUGUUCAUGAUAAAGCGUUUGUGGAUGGUGUGCGCCUGCUGGCCAGCAAACUGAAUGUUCCGCACCACCCAAACCACCUACUGCAACUGGAGGCCGUUGCUCGGGUGGUGCAUGAACGCCUUUCGCCCGCCGCCAAGGGACGGAAGCCGGUUCUGGGCACACCCUUCCCAUUCGAAAAGGGCAACGAUGUGGUCUCGUCUAGCGAUCCUGCCCUGGACCUACCCAUGCGCAUCCUGCGCCUUCUACAGAUCCAGAGCUUGCGCCAGCUGCAGACGCACAUUAACGAAACGAUUGUGGCGGUGCAGAAUAUCACGGCCAAUCCAAAGACUGACACCAAGUUGGGCAAAGUGGGAUUUUAGGAAUAUUUAAAGCAACAAUUAAAAGGGCUAUGUAUCAAUUUACAUGUAAAACCCUUCUGCUGAUGGUUUUUAUCAAAUUCUGUAAAAUUAUUUUCUAAGUAAACCAACUAUAAAUUUUUACGAGAUAAAAAUUAUACAAAUUUAUAAAUGUAAAAUAUGGUUAUAGAGCCUGAAUUAUUGAUUAUUCUUCCCAGGUCCUUAGUCAAAAGGUCUACAUCCCCAGUCUUCUUAGGUUAUUUGUGAGCAUGAACUAAAAGUUAAUAGGUAACAAUAUACAGACUUAUUAAAAUUUCCCAAAAAACCCAAAA
This is a messenger RNA of Drosophila gunungcola (fruit fly), 1162 nucleotides long. RefSeq names its product RNA transcription, translation and transport factor protein. The record is from RefSeq and is a predicted model, not a curated record. Gene Ontology annotation, cellular component: tRNA-splicing ligase complex. Gene Ontology annotation, biological process: tRNA splicing, via endonucleolytic cleavage and ligation. Gene Ontology annotation, molecular function: RNA binding. NCBI's taxonomy places the organism in Eukaryota, Metazoa, Arthropoda, Insecta, Diptera, Drosophilidae. The transcript has 3 exons. Bases 111 to 854 code for a protein of 247 amino acids.